CAAUCGAUUGUUAUGUAAAGUUAAAUGAUUGGUAUAAUGCAUUUAAAUUUGCUUGUAGCGAAAGAGAGAGUGAAAAUGAUAUUUUAAUAAGAAAUGGAUUUGAAGCUGCUAAUAAAUUAAUUUCAAACAAUUUACCAGUAAAUUUAUCAUUAAAUCCAGAUGCCAUAUAUACCAGUAGACUCCUUGAUUUCAAAUAUCUUCCAGAACCAAGAAAUUCAUAUACGUUAGAAACUCGAGAAAACCCCAAUUUUAACUCAAAUAAUCGCAAAGAACCUCUUAAAGAUUUUACAAGAUCAUUGUCAAUUGUACCAGACAAUGAAUUUGCACAGAAAUCUGAAAGCUUAUACCUUAUCGAGUUAACAGAGCCUGAUAUUACUAUCAACAAUAAUAGUAAUUCAAAAGUUUGGAAUAAUAUCAACUCGAAUUUUGCAUCAGUUCAUGCAUCAGUUGCACAAAAGACAGCAGAUACAGAAAGACUGCUUUCAUUGCUUAUUAAACAAAAAGAUAAUAUUGACAAAAUUCUAGAUUCUCAACCUGUAUGUGCUUUGGGACCUGACUUUCAACAAGGUCACUCUGUACCAUGCAUUGCUUGCUGGGUUACCAUGCCACUUGAUAUGGUAAUAGUUGAACAACUUUCAGCCUUAUUUGAUAAUGAGUUUGAAAUAAUUAUUCAUAUAGUAGAAGAACAAUAUAAGUCAUUAAAUAAUGGAAAUAAUGGAAAUAAGACUAAUAGGAAAAAUGAAAAUAACGAGAAGAGUAAAGUUAAUGGAGAAAAAGAUGAUGAUGAUAGAAAUAGGAUUAUAAAAUGUAGUUAUGUAGAUAAUCCAUUUAUGCAAGUUCAGUCUGUAGCAUAUGUCGAAUUUGAAAAUAUAUUACAAACUUUUACAAUAAAUGCAUACAUCAGAGCGAAUAUUAUCACUAUGAAUCGUGUAUCUAGGAAUUUAUUAGAGUUUAGCAUCAAUCUAUCCCAAUGCGAAACAGGAAAGAUGCUCAGUGAAAUUUGUGAAUCAUUUCAAGGCAUUAUAGGCUAUUAUCUUGAUUCUAUUUUAAUUAAAGUCUCCCCAAUUUUUUAUAAUGAAGAUGCAAUCAACGUUAUUGAUACGGGUUUUAACGGCCAAAUAGGUACUACUGGCCUUACAGCAAGCAGCAAUAAGAAAUAUAGAAAUAUCACCGAGACAAGUAAUUGGCAAAUGGAUCUUAAUUUCUGUGCAAAUACAGGAGUGCGUUGGUCAUAUCAAUAUAAUUUCAAUGGGACUGAUAGAAAAUGGCAGAAUUCACAUACCCAUAUUGGUCAUUGGUACCUUUCAGAUGAGAUGAAAGGGUUUCGGAUCACUAUUACACAGAUAUUAUGCCACAAAUUCAAUUCAUAUUUCUUCCUUUGUGGUAAAAAACCAGAAAUAAUAAAAAAAUGCCCAAAAAUUUUUCAUAAUCUUGAAAUUUCUUUUACUGAUAUGGCAAACUUCAAUGAAAACUUUGAAAAGCUAGCCAAAAAAGUGCACAGGACAUGA
Dentiscutata erythropus is the source of this 1508-nucleotide messenger RNA. The record is from the annotation of a GenBank genome assembly. Lineage: Eukaryota; Fungi; Glomeromycota; Glomeromycetes; Diversisporales; Gigasporaceae.